AUGUCGAGUCCAGAUGCUGGAGUCUCGCCCGAAGCGAAACCCAAAUUCACUCGAACGAAAACGGGUUGUUUGACUUGUCGAAGGAGGAAGAAGGUGAGUCGGUGUUGUAUCCGCAUUCGCUGCUGGCUGCCGCUCGCUCGCCGUCGUGAACGAGCCGAGUUGCCCGAUUUCAAUCUCCAUCGUGCCUGUACUUAAUGCCCUCGCGUGCCCUCCACUUGCUCCAUCUUACCCAAAGAGGUGUCCAGGUAAUUACAAUCACGAAGGGACCUGUCAGCGAUGUCAGAACACCAACUCGGUGUGCGUGCCCGCGCCACCGUCCGACGGAACUCCGAUAUCACGACGUCGCGCUCGAGUCGAAUCAAGUGCGACGGCGACAGCUCGCAAUGAGGGUGAGCCUUCAUCGUCGACACCGAUCGCCUUGUCCCGUUACGAACGCCAUUCGUCCUCGUCGAGCGCGUCCCCCGUGCAAUCGACCUCGAGCCACAUUUAUACCCCGCCGUCUUAUGGUCCGAUACCGCGCUCGUUGGCCUACGCGGGCGUACCUGCCUCGGCGCUUCCCAUGCACGUAUUGGCCGGCUCGAUGCACGCACCGUCUUCGCCGAUCGCUCCCGUACACGCCGGAUCCUCGAUCCAUGGCACCAACUACCCCGUCGUCGUGACCCCCUACCACCCUCAGCCCUUACCGCCACCCCACGCAACAACUCUGCCGGAGAGCACCGAGGAUCCGCCCACGGCCUAUUUCGAUUCGACGCUCGCUCCUAUCACCGACCUGUCGCAGAUGCACGACAUCGAAUCCUUUUUCGAAUCGUUGAAUCCGGCCAUAGAUGCCUCGAACCUCACCGCCGACUGGUCAAUUCCCGUGGGAAGCUCGAUGGCGGAUUCGGAUUCGACUCCUGUCACGGUCUCGGCUAUGGACCCACCUCACGGGAGCCCUAGCGUAACUCCAACGGCGAACACGACACCGUCGUCAAUGCCUGCCACCAACAUGAUAGGUUCCGCCCAGGUCGAAGAGGAAGCGUCCCUCGCCGAGGCGUUGACGCAACUCGAAUCGAUCCCAAUUUACAACGCGCUCAACGAUGCGUUCUUCUCGUCGAUGCCGAAGCCCGUGCGCGACAUAUUGCGGCAUCGCAUGACCGACGUCGCCUUUUCUUCAUCGCUCGGCAAAUCGGCGUGCCUCGCUCUGUGCCUGCUGUUUCGGGCCAAGACGAUGGAGGAUCAAGGUUCGACCGAGACGAGGGAGAGGUUGAUCGCUCAGUCCAACGCCUACUUUCAGCAAGCCGUCGAGCACCUCCAAACGAGCCGUAUUCCCCUCGAGGCGCAACUGCUCGCCGUAUUUGACCUCCAAAUGUACCAGCUCGAACAGUGGGGGGCUGCUGCGUCGUAUGCGAUCUUGCUCCUGGGCGACUACUUUGUCAGCGAGGCGAUGGGACCGAAGCCCAAGAUCGACUUGCACACCCUGUCGGGCCCAUCUUCAGUCUUGCUUCGCUCUUUCGCAUACGCCGACGUGCUACGCUCCGUUUGCCUUCGAUCCCAUCCCACCUUGUUUCAUCUCGUCGGAGCGCCAGGGAUGCCACCUUCCGAACCGAAUUCCUCAACCUCGCCCGACCCACCAGAUCCGAUCGUCACGACAGAAGCUCUGCAUCUACUCGGUGGCCUUCCGAUGGGUUUGAUGCUCUGCCUCGGCGCGACCAGCAAUCUCUCAAUCGAGCGACCUUCACUCGACCCCGACGAGUACCAGCGGCGGGCAAUGCUGAUCGAAGUGGCCAUCAACGACUGGAUCCCUUUAGGCUCGAUGACGGACGACGCCGUCCGACGCAUGGACGACCUGACGACGCACGAGAUGUGGCGUCAAGCGACGAUCAUCUACUUUCACCAGACCGUUCAUCGCGCGGGUCCUUUGGCGGUCCCCAUUCGGCGCGCGUUGCAGCAGUCCUUGGCGUUGGGUAGUCGGACGGUUGAGACGUUGGCGACGACGUGCCGCGACGUCCCCGAUCCUCACAUCCACCACUCGGCCGUGCCAAUGGGCGAAGGGAGAAGUCAGGAGGACAAUCAACGGAGGAUGGAGGAGAACCUGCACUUCUCGAGCGUUCAUUCGCAUCGCGCUGCACCGUGGUUCUUGGCUGCUACGGUCGCGUUAACCCAUCAGGAGAGGAGCCUUUGUCGGGAGGCGCUCAAAAGGUGUCGGCCGCAAAAGUGAGUCUGAGGGGUGCGAGAAACCUAAAUUGGCUAGGAAAAGAUACUGACUUGGGCGACCUUGUCUCGACCCAGGUUGGCCGACGAAAAUCUGGCUGCAGUGGAACGCAUUUGGCAACUGACGGAUGAGCGGGGAUGGCCCGUUGACUGGAAGGAAACGCUUGAGCAGCAGGGUCUCUUCGUCACCUUCAUAUUUUGA
Microbotryum saponariae is the source of this 2392-nucleotide messenger RNA. Lineage: Eukaryota; Fungi; Basidiomycota; Microbotryomycetes; Microbotryales; Microbotryaceae. The record is from the annotation of a GenBank genome assembly.